Nasonia vitripennis (jewel wasp) is the source of this 8122-nucleotide messenger RNA. It is a transcript of the gene PKD, whose product is annotated as serine/threonine-protein kinase D1. The transcript is spliced from 13 exons. Gene Ontology annotation, molecular function: ATP binding; protein serine/threonine kinase activity. The coding region runs from base 1974 to 4529 and encodes 851 amino acids. Gene Ontology annotation, biological process: protein phosphorylation. The record is from RefSeq and is a predicted model, not a curated record. Lineage: Eukaryota; Metazoa; Arthropoda; Insecta; Hymenoptera; Pteromalidae.
ACCUAUACUCGAAACUGCCGGACUCGUUAUCCGCAGUUCCGAACUUUAGCGACGCUAAGUUGACAAUGUUCCGCAACCCGCUGAAAAUCAAUACAGCUGCAAAGUUACCGCAGAUUGUUCCGUCGACUUUUGGACGAGGAAAAGCUCCUUGAAAUCGCGUCGUUAAAGGGAGCAGAUUUUUUUCGAGAAAGCCGCAUCGGCCCGAAUCUCUCUCUCUCGUACGGCGCUGACGCCCCUGCCCCAUACCGGAUAUCGCGAGAGAAGAAUAAGAGUCCUUAAUCCCUGCACAUAGCACGGCGGUCUCUAGGAAGUGGGUCAAACGAUUAUUGCGGAUCGAUAGUCGCAAGCGCGCGCGACCAUCAGAUCUCCCCCCCCCCUCUCUCUCUCGGCAGUCGCGAAGGCGCGCGUUACGGAUUGACGAAAUCGACAGCCUCACGUGUUGCGCGACGUUCUGGGAAAUUCAUCUUCUCCGUCUUUGACGGGAUUUCGCGAGAGAUGGUCACUAGCGCGCAAACACGAGCGAGCUCUGGAUAUUGGAAAAUCUGCCGAUAUCGCUUUAUCUCGCGCGCUGACUUUUCUUUGUGAGAAAGUCCAAUAAAACGCGAGGAGAUUACGCCGAACAAGCUUACGCGCUUUUAAUUAUUAUCUGCCGUUUCUCUUUUCCAAAAAGCUCCCAACACAUCGAGCGAGCCGAAGCGAUCGAAAUGUCUUUGCCGCACUUUAGUCUAUUAUCGCAAAUUUAUCGGCGUUAUUCCGUCUUUCCCGAAAGCCAGAGUUCCUUUCUUCUUCCGACAUAAAUGUUCCUACUUAUGGAAUAUCGCCUGUUGUACAAUGUGUGCAACAACAGCAUGAUGUAUUCGCUCGAAAGCAGGAGCGAAAUUCGGAGCGCGAAACAAAAUAAGUUGCAUAACGAAUGCGAGAUCCUUCUCAGCUCUCUCUCUCUCUCACGAGUGCUAUGCGCGCAGUCAUCCGCACAAUAAACCGCGGGAGGUAUAUAAAGGUAUAUACACGAGAGAAUACGCGCGCACAGCAACUCGCUCGAGUCUAAUAACCAAUCAGCUGCAGCGAGAGCUUUGUCAGUAUAGUACUGCAGACCGCGUUGUUGUUGGUUUAUCAACUUUUUUAUUCCCAGUCGAUUCGAAAUUCCCCAUCUUAACGGAUAUUCGACGCGCGAGUGGAUGCAUGUCAGCAAUUAACAUUUUCCCGAAGUAGGUUAGAACAGUUUCGCCCCGCGGCGUACCUGCAUUGUCUGCUGUAUAGCUCUGCACGCAGCCGAGCGAGAUUAAAAUAUUUCGACCGCGGCCAAGGCUGCCUAGCGAUAAGGAGUCACGCUGAUAAUAUAUUUUCGACGCGUACAAUGCGGCAAAUCAAUCAAGAUAUAGAGCGCGCGUUACAAUGCAUCACCGCGUGGAACUGCAUAUAGAUAAAAGUGCGCAUUAUAGCUAUAACAAUCGAUCCAAAGUUCGUAUUUCAAGCACCGCGAGCAGCAUCUCGCGCGACAACCUGGCCGCAAGUGGGGCCGAAAAACUCGUCGCCGUGAUCACGGCGCGAUAACGCGUAACACCCGCGUACAAAGGGCAUGAACGCGAGACAAGCGGCGCUAUAUACAACCUCUCGGCGGCUUAUACACAACCUGGCAUGCUAUCUAGCUAUCAGCAUCGGCACACGCAUGCGGCACAUGCGCGCGCAAAAAGCUCCAGCAUCAUCGUCAGAAGCCGCCGCAGCCGCUAUCUAGUGUGCGCGCGCGAACGGAUUGACACGAUGAGUAUCAGCAGCAGCUACUGCAGCUUGAGAAAGGGCCGGCGCGGUCGCGGCACUCGGGAGUAAAACUCGGCGAGUCGGGAAUGCAGUGCAGCAGCAAGAAAGGGACGCCGCCGAGAAAGCCAGCCACGACUUGCCAGAGCUGCUUUGCGCCGCUGUGUUGUACGCGCCUGUCUGUGUGCGAGAGAGUGGAGCUGGAGAGGUAGAUAAAGAUGGAGGGCUCAGAAAUCACAUUUCUUUUUCAAUUUGGCUUGAUACGAGACACUGUCUCGGUGGAGGCAGGCAGCUUGACAUUAAAGUCCCUCAAGGAGUUUGCCUGCGAUUUCAUAAAUACCAAGUGUCCUGACCAUGGCUUGAGUCAACUCUUCGAAAGACUAAUUCUUUUCAAACAUGAUUACAACUGCACCAAUAUUUUGCAACUCAUUACAAACACAACUGAGGUCAUCGAUGAAACUUUGGUUGAAAUUGUUAUAUCAGCUCAAGUGCCAAGCGAACAGAUUCCAAUUCGACCACAUGCACUGUCCGUACACUCUUAUAAAGCGCCUACAUUUUGCGAUUUUUGUGGUGAAAUGCUCUUUGGCCUUGUUCGACAAGGGCUCAAAUGUGAAGGAUGCGGUAUGAACUUUCACAAAAGAUGCGUGGUAAAAGCUCCAAACAAUUGUUCACAAGAUGUGAGCCAGAGGCGAAGAAGCUCCACAUUCCUAAAUGUUCCAAGAUCUCCUAGCCAAGGCUCUACCAGUAGUCUUACCAGUGCAAGCGAUGAUAACCACAGUGCUACUGUUACUCCAAAUUCCAGCCAAAAUAACAGUACUCUGGCCAUCCCAAGCAUCAUCACUCCGAAACAAUCUCGUUCGCCUUCCCUGGGUGGGCGGCCAGUUUGGGUCGAGCGCGAACUGGCGGCUCGCGUCAAAAUCCCGCAUACAUUUGUAGUUCACACCUAUACGCGCCCGACUGUCUGCGGAUACUGUAAGAAAUUGUUGCGAGGCUUGUUCAAGCAAGGCCUGCAAUGCAAAGACUGUCAGUACAACGCUCACAAAAAAUGCAUUGAAAAAAUACCUAAAGACUGUACAGGAGAGAAUCCUGCAGAUAUCACGGGCAAUGAGUACCCUGACAGUGGAGUUGGCAGCGAGCCAGAAGGUAGAUGUGACGGCAGAAACGAAGAGGGAGACAAUGACAGUGACACAGAAUCUCCACCACCAGUUAGUCACAUGCCGUUCAUGUCAGAUGACAAUGGCAAAGUUAACGGGGACUAUACUGAUCACACACCUACGCGCGAUGUAUCUUCUGAAGAUUUGGAUAGAUCACGACCAGCAAGCUCUACACCCAGUAAUAAUAUACCUUUGAUGAGAAUUGUUCAGAGUGUAAAGCAUACCAAGAGACGAGGUUCGAAAGUAUUGAAAGAAGGAUGGAUGGUACAUUUCACAAAUCGAGAUCCUUCGAGAAAAAGGCAUUAUUGGAGACUUGACACAAAAGCAAUAACGUUGUUCCAAAGCGAUACUGGAUCGAAAUAUUAUAAGGAGAUUCCAUUGUCUGAGAUAUUAGCAAUUGAAACUGCCAGAACACCACAUGCUGAUACCAUGCACUGUUUCGAGUUGAGAACGGCUAACAUAGAUUAUUACGUUGGAGAGGAUUUAUCAUAUGGUAAUGAGAGAGCUCAGUUGCCACCCCCGGAAAGCGGAGUUGGCGCUCAUUUGGCCAGAUCUUGGGAAACAAGCAUUCGGCAAGCGCUGAUGCCCGUCACAGGUGCUUCUUCCAGUCAAGAUUCCGACUCGACAGAACCAGAAGAAAACAUCACAGACAUGUCACAACUUUAUCAGAUUUUCCCUGAUGAAGUUUUAGGAUCCGGUCAGUUUGGAAUUGUAUACGGUGGAGUUCAUCGCAAAACUUCGAGAACGGUCGCCAUAAAAGUCAUUGACAAACUUCGCUUUCCAACCAAACAAGAAGCCCAGUUAAAAAACGAAGUAGCUAUCUUGCAAAACCUUUCGCACCAGGGCGUUGUGAAUCUAGAAAGAAUGUUCGAAACCCCGGAAAGGAUUUUUGUCGUUAUGGAGAAGCUGAAGGGCGAUAUGCUGGAAAUGAUAUUGAGCUCCGAGAAGGGACGACUCAGUGAAAGAAUCACGAAAUUUUUGAUUACCCAAAUUCUCGUUGCGCUGAAGCACCUACACAGCAAAAAUAUAGUGCACUGUGAUUUGAAGCCCGAAAAUGUUUUACUAAGCAGCAAUAGCGAUUUCACUCAGGUGAAAUUGUGCGAUUUUGGCUUUGCCCGAAUCAUAGGAGAGAAGAGUUUCCGAAGAAGCGUCGUUGGUACGCCAGCGUACUUGGCGCCCGAAGUUUUGAGAAACAAAGGCUAUAAUCGUUCAUUGGAUAUGUGGAGCGUCGGAGUUAUAGUAUAUGUAUCUUUGAGUGGAACUUUUCCAUUUAACGAAGACGAAGACAUCAAUGAACAAAUCCAAAAUGCUGCCUUCAUGUACCCUCCUAAUCCAUGGAAAGAAAUUUCUUCUGACGCUAUCGAUUUGAUCAACAAUUUGCUUCAAGUUAAACAGCGAAAACGCUUCUCCGUGGACAAGAGUUUGCUGCACUUUUGGUUACAAGAUUACCAGACAUGGUGCGACUUGCGCGAGCUGGAGACGCGCGUGGGCUGUCGCUAUCUGACGCACGAAAGUGACGACGCGCGUUGGCUGGGCCAAGCAAGCAACAACAGUAACAGCAGCAGCAGUAGCAGCGACAACAGCAACGGGUCCAGCGCCGCAGUCGCCGAAAACGCAUGACACCCCAAGCCUCCUGACAGCAACGAUCUACAACCACCCCCGCCUCCGCUUAACAAGGGUUGGCUGCGCGCCGCCCGCGACAUUCUGCGACGCUUCAUUCGCGCUUGACCAAGUGGAUACACCUAGGGAGGAUAUUUUUCCGCUUCCUCUUGUUCUUCCUCUACUUGCCGUUGCUUCAUUCGUGCGCGAGGCUUUGCGAGAGGCCGCUGCGUUCGUUUGCGUCAGCUUGGUCCAAGCGAGAAUAAUGCUUCUGGGGUGAGACGUCUGGUUCGAGGGUAUGGUGCGCGAGACUGCUGACUUGACAAUUGGUUAUUUGCAAGUUUUUUGCCAUCUAGCAAUAACUGUGGCAAAGCCAAUUUGUUCAGUGAACGAUCUUGCCUCUUUAUUGAACUAGGUCGCCGUUGCCAAGAUUCCCAAAAAAAAAAAUAUAUAUAUAUAAUUUAAAAAAGCAGAAAAAAUGUACCGCGCUUCAAACUCUUUGACCUUAUACAGGUGAAUUUUUAUGCAUUCUUCGGAAAUGAGGUUCAAUAUGAAUUUUCAUGAAUAUAAGGCACCGUGUAGCCGACGAAGGUAUUUAUAUUAUAUAACGUCAAUAUAGCUAGUAUCGAGAAGAUUCAUCGGUGACAUGACGCCAAUACAUAGGUUUGUUAAAUAAUGAAUUUUACAAUUUAAAAUUUUGAUAUAUAGACUCUGCCGUACGUUUUAAACUCAACCAACUGAUUGAUAAUAUUUUUUAAAUAUGUAAAACUAUGAAUUGUGGCGAGGAAUGACAAAAGCGAUCUCACGGUCGUCAAACUAUUAAGGAACCACAAGAAUAAAUAACGUUUUUGGCAUUUUACUAGAGUACCUACUAUUUGUGCCACAGAUUGAAUAUUCAUUUUCAAUCAAAACUCAGAAAAGUUUAGAGUAAAUUUUCAUCGAGUAAACGUGGGCAAUGGGCGAAGAUUGCAAAUUCAACAUAAAUAAUUGAUCCUAGUACGUAUACACGUUACGUAUUUUAUAAUACAAUAUUACGACAAUUUUAUACAUUAUUGAGCUAUUCCAUUAAAUCCGAGUGUUUAUAAUCGAUCGAUAUAGCUGUAUCAAGUUAAGAAAGGAAAUAGGGGAACCAGUAUAGAAUAAUCGUUAAACAUUUAUAAUUCGUUGUAAGCCUUUUGGAGAAGCAUGUGUCUUUUGCUACAUUGUUUCGGUGACGCAGGAUUGCGCAGAUUCGUUUUGUGAUAACGCAGUAUUCAAAUAAUUUACAAUUCGGCCCUAUACAUGUCGUUAUUUUAUCUAAGAAAAAUUUACAAGAUCAUCAAUUGACAAAAAUGUAAACAUUCCAAAUGAUUUUACGCACAUGCUUCUGUCCUAGUUGUACCGGAGAUGAUACCGGAAAUGGUGAUGAUGCGUGUACGAGUGAGAGUAUUAUUUUAUAUGCUUGAAACUUCAACUUGAUUUCUUUCAAUCGAACAAAACGAAAAAUACGUUAAUGACAUACGAUCGAUUCUAUUUUAACGCUCUAAUGUAUGUACAUAAAAUUAAAGGAAACCAAGAAGCCGAAGAAAAUAACGCGUAAAUGUGUACUGGAUUUUGAUAUAGAAAAUAGACCCUUCGAUAAGGCCUUCGAUUUUUUUUUUCGAACUAAUAAAUCACGUAACGAUUUCAAGAGUUGAGAGGAACUCGGAUUUUUCAAGAUUUAUUAUAGUAUAGGAUGAAUUAAACUUGCUUUUAACACCGAUGAGGUAGUAGGGAGACCUCGAGUUAAGAUUAUAGGUAGACGUGCAUUAUUAUAUGCAAAUGUAUGCUCCGAAAAAAAAUGAAAGAAAAUGAGCAUUGUUUCUAAAAGUUGUUUAAGGUGCAUAUAUUUUUUGCGAGAAUACCUGGCGUACGAGAUAAUAUUAUAGAUGAGAUAGCUGUACGGAAGGACACGUAACUUAAAAGUUUUUAAUUAAUCGAGAGUAUCGAUGAUGAACUACUUGAUACAUACCGCAUUUUUAGGAUAAAUAAUCAUACUUAUUAUAUUAGCAAGAUAAUGUUCGAGUUAUAGUUACUUGAGUUCUUAUUAUUAAGUUGAACAAUUCCAAAAUUUACGUAUGUUAAUGUAUGUAAUUGAAAUUUUAAGAUUUUUCGUCUCGAUAUUUUGUAUUAUUUUAUUCGAAGAAUCUCGAUAAGUUUCUACAAAGAAAACGAAAUAAGGCCCAAAAUAACCAAUGAAAUUAUUUAAUAUUUCUGGGUAUGAUACUGUUUUAUUUUAAUAUUGAAUGUGCACGUGUGACGUAUCGAAUUUUUUAAAAGUAUACACUAAUUAUAGGAAAGAUAUGUUGCUCCACAUACUUAUAUACGUUCUAUUUUUAUUUUUACAAACAAACAUUAUACACAUGUUCAUAAGCAUAAUAUACACUCGUGAAUACAAUAAAAUUGCAGUUGAUACAUUCCAAUCUCUUUCGUUCCUUACACUAAUGAAGACCAAUUUUCUAUCUACCGGUCUAUCCCAAAAUUCAAGUUUUUCCCAUUUUAUUUGUCUCGAGCAUAAAAGUUCCACUUAUAUUGCACGUUUUCUUGUGACAGUUACAAACGUAUGUAUUUUAAUGUUUGAUUCACAAAAACUGUCGUUAUCCACGUCGCAUCUGCCUGAUUUAAGAUAAAAACUCGUGGAAAAAUCUGAAUCUGAAUAAAGAGAACGAUUUACUCGUUGACGGUGUGUAGAAAAAGUACCUAUAGUAUUAACGUACGUUAUCUAAACACGAUCACCGUUCAAUAUUUGGCUCAGAAAUCGCACCGUGUACAUAGUUGUUUUGAAAAAGUUGUUCAUAAUUAUCAUCAUACACUAUUUAACCGUCGACGUGAUUACAUGGAUAAAUUGAUAAAGUUGAUAAUUAAAAAGAGUGUCUAGGGCAACGCUGUUAUAAAAAUACGUCUUUAUAUGUAUAUUAUACAUGUCCCACUUGAAGCCGACGAGACGACGCUUAAAUACCCAUAGUAUUAUUGCGAAGGGUGCGGAAUACUGAUUACGUAUAUUAAUAACUGUAUGAUAAAGAUUCGCUGUAUAGAUAUAACGAAGAAAAUAAUUAGCGUUAAGACGGAUUAUAGAAAGAACAAAAAGUUUGUCGCCGAAGUAUACGAUAAAUCUUGUGUCAAAGGAAGCGCAGCAGUAUAGUAAGCUGUGUGUCGCACAAAGUUAUAGGUGAAAGGAGUUUGUUGAUGAUCGGUAUAUAGCAGAGACGCGAAGGUACAAAGUGACAAACGUUUAUUCUUUAUGGAGGAUGGCCUAAUUAGAUAGUUUAACGAUCGAUUUUACUACAUAUUAUACUACUACACCGCAUUAUAAAAUGUAGGAUAGGUAUGGAUAUAAAUUAUAUUUAAUAAACGAACAUACUCGAGAUCAACACUUUUGAGAGAAUACGGGAGGCGUUUUUUCACCGACACCUUGAACAUCGAAUCAAAUUAUAUAUUAUUUACUUACGCGGGCAUAUAACGCUUACAAAUCUAACAGUAUUAUCUAUAAGGUUGUUCAGAUGACUAUAAUAAUGCAUACACGAUGAAAAAUGUACUCGUCUUUCUGUAAGGAGAGGCUGAUGAUGAAAAAUAAAAACAUUUUUUACUCUCGAAAA